UCUUUCACGGCGACAUGAGCGACGUCGUGCAGAAGAAGGAGCGAGCCUUCUACGUGGUGAACCACCAGUCCACAUUCGACUGGGUGGCGGUGAACAUCUUCGCCGAGAGGACGGGCUCCCCGGGCCAGCUGCGCUACAUCAUCAAGCAGAGCCUGCAGUCGGUGCCCCUGUACGGCUUCUACUUCCACCAGCACGGCUGCAUCUACGUGAACCGGCACCAGUUCAACGUGCGCAAGAUGCGUCGCUCCCUGGCCUACCUCACCAACAAGAACAUGCCGUCGAGCCUCGUGAUCUUCCCUGAGGGGGCUCUCUUCGAGCCAGGACACACGGCCAAACUUAAGAAGAGCUACGAAUUUGCGCUCCGUCAAGGCCUUCAGCCGCUUCGGCAGCAUCUGAUGCCGCGCAGCCAGGGGUUCUCGAUCGCCAUGCAGAGCAUGCGCGACAACCUGGACGCUGUGUACUGCCUCACCUUCAUCUACGGCAACAGCAAGAUGGCCGGAGGGGGACGACGCAGAGCACCCACGCUCUCCGACAUGUUCUUGGGCAAGUGCGACGAGAUCCACAUGCACGUGAAGCGGACGCCGGUCGACAGGUUGCCCGAAGACGACAAGGGCCUCAAGAAUUUCCUCUUGGACCUCUUCUACGAAAAGGACGCUCUCUUGGAGGCUUACUACGGCACGGACGGCACACCUUCGGAACUGUCCGAACCCAUGACGGUUCCUUGCCAGCAGUUCUACAACCACGUGGUACUCUUCCUUACGACGGUGUUCAUCUGCCUGUUCCUUUUCACGGCCGCUGGACGAAGUCUGCUCUGGAAGACCUGGCUGUACGGCUCUAUCUUCGGGUACUCCUGGCUCGGCAUGAACUCCGUCGCCUGAAUGACACACUCGCUUUUUGGGGUUUUACUUUUUAUUCGAGAAUCGCACACGAUACACAUAUGGGCUGCCUUCUCUGCUU
This is a messenger RNA of Ixodes scapularis (black-legged tick), 957 nucleotides long. Its product is annotated as 1-acyl-sn-glycerol-3-phosphate acyltransferase epsilon-like. Gene Ontology annotation, cellular component: endomembrane system; mitochondrion. The record is from RefSeq and is a predicted model, not a curated record. Gene Ontology annotation, molecular function: acyltransferase activity. The transcript is spliced from 7 exons. The coding region runs from base 15 to 878 and encodes 287 amino acids. NCBI's taxonomy places the organism in Eukaryota, Metazoa, Arthropoda, Arachnida, Ixodida, Ixodidae.